CUGUAGAUCAACUUCCGUUAAAAAUUCGGAACUCGAUCUAUCAUUCAUUUUUGUUGUUGAAACACUGAGUUUCCUCCUGCUUAAACUUGAAGCAGAAUUAUCAACCAUAUAUUGAGAUUAUGGCUGAUUGUUUUUUGGUCCUACCACCAGUGACAAGGGACAAAGCUGUCAUUCUGGGGAAAAAUUCUCAGAGACCAGCUACAGAAGCACAGGAAGUGAUUUACAGGCCAGCUAAAAGAAACACAAAUGCCGCAAAAGUUCAGUGCACAUACAUUGAGGUAGAUGAGGUGGAGAGGACAAAUGCUGUAAUCCUCAGUAAGCCUGCGUGGAUGUGGGGGGCAGAAAUGGGCUCCAACAACCAAGGAGUGUCUGUUGCUAUGGCUCCCAUCUGGACUAAAGUGAAUGGGCCAGGUGACCUUGAGGAGCGAUUACUUGGUCAGGACCUGGCAAGGCUUGCAUUAGAGAGAGCUAAUACAGCCCAGGAUGCAGUAUUGGUAAUCACUAAACUCCUGUCUCAGUAUGGCCAGGGAGGAGCAGGGUGUGAGGAGACACAGAAAUGGGGACAUCAUAAUAGCUUCCUGAUUGCAGAUAAAACAGAGGGGUGGAUCUUGGAAACAGCAGGAAAAUAUUGGGUGGCCAAAGUGAUCAGAGAUGGAUUCUAUAACAUCUCAACCACGCCAACUAUUGGUUGUGAUUUUGAUAUGAGUUCAGAGGACUUGGUAGAGAGGUCUAUACAGGAAGGUUUAUACAUAACUGAUAGUGGACCUUUCAACUUUGCUGCUGUUUUCUCAGAUCCAAGGAGGAGUGAGGGGGACACUGCAGAUCGCAGGGAUAAAGGACGAGAGCUACUGGAAAAAUUCACAGCUAAAAAGGACUUUGGAUUGGUUGAGAUGAUGGCGAAAUUACGUGAUCAGGAGAGUAAUAUCUGCAUGUCAGGACCAUUUAUGACAACAGGAAGUAUGAUAUCAGUUAUAUCCCCUGAUGUGCCAGCAUGCCACUGGCUGACAGCCACUCCCAAUCCUGAAGCCAGCUUUUUCAAACCCUUCAUCUUCUGCCCUAACAACCAAACUGGGACUUUAACAACAUCACCAGACUAUGGCAAGAAAGAUGCAGAGAAAGUGACACCCCAGGAGCAAACUGACCGAAGUCAUCCACUUGUUAAAGGGCACAAAAAACUCCUGAGUCUCCUGGAGCGAGAUGAGCCACAAGGUCACAUGAUUAAGAAGAACCUGAGAGAACUAGAGCAGAAUUGUCUGGAGGACAUCAGGGAGGUUUUGUCACAGUUUACUGAACAAAGCUGUGAUAAAGUGGCUGCUAUUUUUAGCCAUAUGUGUAGUAUUGAAAUAAACUUUUAUAAAAUGUAAGCUAUUUGUCCAAAUGUCAGCUUUGAUUUUUGUAGUUAAAUUAAAGAAAGCUUGUAGUAGCCAAUAUUUGCUUUAUAAAGGUACCUUUUCAUUGGAAAUUUUAUAAUGUAUGAAUUUUUAGAUUACCAUUAACUAAAAACACCUCAUACUAGUACAUGUACAUGUACUGUGCAAUUUAAGUUAGAAGAUAAUUUCUUUUUGUAUGUUCUAUUUUUUUAAGAUAAUGGUAUUGAUGAACUGAAAAUAUAAUGUACAUAUGGUGCAAUCAUUGAUGAUUUAUAAAGGAUAUUCAUGAAUUGUUGUAUGCACCAAGGCCCUAAAAUAUGAAAUACACAUACAGUAUAGAUGUAUAUGAAUUUUGAUAUCACGAAAUUUGAUGAUUAGUAAACCUUAUUUUAUUAAAUAGUUAAAAGGUAUUCUUUGGUAUUUUAAAAGAAAAACAGUGCAUAAAUUUUUACACGAUUAAUUUAAUUAUACAUGUAAAUUAUAUUUUAAGCGCACCUGAGCUGAAAGCUCAAGUGAGCUUUUCUGAUCUCUUGUUAUCUUUCGUCCGCCUAUAAACAUUUCAUCUUCUUCUCAAAAACCACUGAGUCACUGUCAGUUUUAACCAAAGUUAAUACAAAGCAUCCUCUGGUGAAGGGAAUUUUUAAAUAUUAAAAUUACCAAGGCCUUUUUCAAGGGGAGAUAAUCAAUAAAAGAUAAAAAUAGGGUGGAGUCAUUAAAAAAUCUUCGUCUCAAGAACCAUGUAGAUUCUAAUUCAUUCAAAUCAUGGCCCCCCAGGGGGUAGUGUCAGUCAACAAUGAGCAUUGUGGCCCAUGGAACCCUUGUUUUCUAGUGACUUGCCUACUAAUAGUAUUUCAAGUUAGACAAAAUCUGUAAGCUGCAUUUAUAUAGGGAUGAGAGGGAGAAAUGUGCUCCUUUCACCAUUAUCUUGACACACAUUCUGUGUCAAUUCUAUUCCAUGGCCGUCUACCAGAAAAAUUCUUUCAUUCUCAUAAAUAUUAAUAAACCACAUUCCACUGAUAGUAUAAUACUCUAAAGUGUUGAGCUGAUUAUUUUGUAUCCAGUGAAAAUGACCAAUUUAUCCAGUAUUUGGAUUUAUUUUGAUGUAACUAAAGUCAAAUAUUGUACAUCAGAUUAACUUUGUAUUUCCUUAUCUGAACUUGUGAAGCUUUUAGCUUUGUAUGUACUUUAAAAUAUACCAUUAGUUUCCUCAGGAUAUAUAGCAAUUUUUCCAUUAAUCUACAAUGCAUAGCAAACAUGAUUUCAUUAUGGGUGUUGUCCUUAAAUUAAAUUUUCCAUCCAGUUUGUUCAUUUAAGAAAAUAAUUGUGUGUGUUUGUGCCAUGAAGUUGAUUUUUACAUGUAUGUCAAUUUUUUGUUUUUAAGGUUGUUGCAGUAUUGAUUUGUGCAAUAUUUAUCAUGUAUAUGAGUGCAAUAUAAUUUUUACAAGUUAAUCAUUUGAAUGAAAUGAUGGAUUCAGUAUCAUAAUAUAUUUAUUAUACCCCCCGCAAACGAAGUUUGGGGGGUAUAUAGGAAUCACCUUGUCCGUCUGUCCGUCCGUCUGUCGGUGCAAACGUGUCCGGUCCAUAUCUUUCUUACAGAGGAACAUUAGAAUCUACUACUCCACACAAAGAUUGCUCAUGACCUAAGAGUGUGUCAUGACCUUGACCCAAGGUCAUUUGAGGAAGUUCAAGGUCACUGGAAGAAAAAAAAUUCGUAAUUUGUGUCCGGUCCAUAUCUUUCUUAUGGAUAAACUUGGUAGGUUCUAUUUUCACAGAAAGAUUGCACAUGACCUAAGGGUGUGUCAUGACCUUGACCCAAGGUCAUUUGGAGAAGUUGAAGGUCACUGGAAGAAAAAUUUCAUAAUUUGUGUCCAGUCCAUAUCAUUCUUGGAUAAACUUGGUAGGUUCUAAUUUCACACAAAGAUUGCACAUGACCAAAGAGUGUGUCAUGAACUUGACCAACGUCAUUUGGGGAAGUUCAAGGUCACUGGAAGAGAAAUUUCAUAAUUUGUGUCAGAUCCAUAUCUUUCUUAUGGAUAAACUUGGUAGGUUCUCAUUUCACACAAACAUUACUCAUGACCUAAGGGUGUGUCAUGACCUUAACCCAAGGUUAUUUGGGGAAGGUGAAGGUCACUGGAAGAGAAAUUUCAUAAUUUGUGUCCGGUCCAUAUCUUUCUUAUGGAUAAACUUGGUAGGUUCUAAUUUCACACAAAGAUUGCACAUGACCUAAGAGUGUGUCAUGACCUUGACCCAAGGUCAUUUGGGGAAGUUCAAGGUCACUGGAAGAAAAAUUUCAUAAUUUGUGUCCAGUCCAUAUCUUUCUUAUGGAUAAACUUGGUAGGUUCUCAUUUCACACAAAGAUUCCUCCUGACCUAAGGAUGUGUCUUGUUCUUGACCCAAGGUCAUUUGGGGAAGUUCAAGAUCACUGGAAGAAAAAAUUUCAUAGUUUGUAUCUGGUCCAUAUCUUUCUAAUGGAUAAACUUGGUAGGUUCUCAUUUCACACAAAGAUUCCUCCUGACCUAAGGAUGUGUAAGACCUUGGGUCAAGGUCAUUUGGGGAAGUUCAAGGUCACUUGAAGAGAAAUUUCAUAAUUUAUGUCCGGUCCAUAUCUUUCUUAUGGAUAAACUUGGUAGGUUCUCAUUCACACAAAGAUUGAUCAUGAUCUAAGGAUGAGUCAUGACCCUAGGUUAUUUGGGGAAGUUCAAGGUCACUGGAAGAAAAAUUUCAUAAUUCGUGUCUGGUCCAUAUCUUUCCUAUGGAUAAACUUGCUAAGUUUUUAUUUCACACAAAGAUUGCUCAUGAACUAAGAAUAUGUCAUGACCUUGGGUCAAGGUCAUUUUGGGAAGGUCAGGGUCACUGGAAGAAAAAUUUUAUAAUUUGUGUCCGGUCCAUAUCUUUCUAUAUUAUGGAAAAACUUGAAUCUACUACUUCACAAAAACAUUGCUUAGGUUGUGUAAUGACUUUGAACCAAGGUCAUUUAUGCAAGUUCAAGGUCACUGACAGAAAAAGUUCAUGAUUCGUGUCUGGUCUGUAUAUUUAGUCUAUUUUUUUAUUAGGCUUUGCCUUUUUUUCAUUUGAGAAAAAUAUAAUGAGCAGUUAUACAUUUGCACUAAAAAUGUUUUAGCAUUUCUCUCUUCUCUUAGAUCCAUAAAAUAUUCAUGAUUUAGCACUUCUGAAAAACCCAGUGGGGGGUAUUUUGUCCCGUUUGGACAGUUCUAGUUUCAUAUAUACUGGUGCUUCUUAUUGUUUUUCUAUGGAUACCAGUGCAAUUAUAUCAUUUUUUACACAUUAAACAUUUAAAUUAAGUGCUGCAUCCAAUAUCAUUUUAUAUUUAAUUUAUUUCAUAUUGUUUUAUUUUUUUGUUUGCUUUUUUAAAAGAAUUAUUAAACUGUAAUGAUAAUGACUAUCCUUUUGUUUUCAUUUGCUUUUUAGCUUCCUAAUCCGUUUCUUCCAUCAGUGUGUACUCUGUAACUUUUUCACAUUUUCAAUGCCUCCAAAACCAAAGGGUAAUUUUAACUAAACUUGCCACAAUUAGCUUCCUUCUGAGAUUUCUUCAAAUGAAGGGCCACUUCCUUUCUCAAGGGGAGAUAAUUAAGAUAGGAUGAGGAUAUGUUGUAGAUAAAAAAUAUUAUAGUAGUUAAAAUGUAAAGUUGGCGUUGUAAUUUAGAGUUUUAAUUAAACCGUCAGCAAUUUUGAAAUUUUAGUGUGCUAUAGCUUCUGUCAUGUUAGUAUGCACUUUCUUGUUUCAUGUUAAUAAAUAAAUAAAUGUAAUAAUAAUAAAUGUUUGAAUGAAUAA
Molecule: messenger RNA, 5163 nt
Organism: Saccostrea cuccullata (small rock oyster)
Lineage: Eukaryota; Metazoa; Mollusca; Bivalvia; Ostreida; Ostreidae
Product: secernin-2-like
Exons: 7
Coding region: 120-1364 (414 amino acids)
Biological process (GO): proteolysis
Molecular function (GO): cysteine-type exopeptidase activity; dipeptidase activity
Source: RefSeq, a predicted model, not a curated record